CCGCAGCGCCGCCGCUUGUAAACAGAUCCCACCCCACGUGACGCGCGCGCGGUCCUUGCGCGGGGGCGCCGCGCAUUGUCCGCGUUGGUGACCGGCGGGACCCGCGCGGGCAGCGGGAGGAGGAGAUUCCCGUCCGCUCUUUCUUCCUCGUCGCUCCCGUGGGGAAGCAGCGCACCCCCUCCUCGUACCCCGGCCGCUAAGAUGGCUGGUGGUGGGCGGUAAGGCGGCGCGGGGCUGCGGAGCAGCUGACGGGACGGGAGCGCGGAGGGCGGGCGGCGUGUGCCCGUGUGCGGAGCCGCGCAGCGCCAUGUCCGCCUUCGCCCUGGAGGAGACGCUGGAGGCUGACUGGGUGGCCGUCAGGCCGCACGCCUUCCAGGAGCGGGAGAAGCACAAGUUCGCUUUCAUCGUGGCCUGGAACGAGAUCGAGGGCAAGUUCGCCAUCACCUGCCACAACCGCACGGCCCAGCGCCAGCGCAGCGGCUCCCGCGAGCUGCGCCGCGGGGGCCCCGAGGCCGGAACCGCUCCCAAGGCCGGCGGUCCCGCGGUUCGCAAGGACCCGGGGCCGCCCUGGGGCUGCGCCCAUCCCCGGGCCGAGGCGCUGCCCAGGAGCCCGCUGCGCGCCAAGGGCAGCCCGGCCCGGAGGCCGCAGCGCGGCCCGGACGCGGCAGGUGCUGCCGAAGAGAUCGAAGUGCUGGAGCUAGGAAAGGAGGACGUGGCCGCCGCGCUGUCGCUGCCGCCCUCGCCGCCGCGGGCGGGCGAGCCGAGCCCUCCCGACGCGGAGCCCGCGGGGGAGGAGUGCAGCUGGGCCGGCCUCUUCUCCUUCCAAGAUUUGCGGGCCGUCCACCAGCAGCUCUGCUCGGUGAACUCGGAGCUGGAGCCCUACCUGCCUGCCUUCCCCGAGGAGCCCUCGGGCAUGUGGACGGUGCUGUUUGGAGCGCCGGAACUAUCCGAGCAGGAGAUGGACGCUCUGUGCUACAAGCUGCAAGUUUACUUGGUUCACAGCUUGGAUACCUGUGGCUGGAAGAUCCUUUCGCAGGUGCUCUUCACCGAGACCGACGACCCCGAGGAGUAUUACGAGAGCCUGAGUGAGCUGCGACAGAAGGGGUACGAGGAGGUGCUCCAGAGGGCCCGCAGGCGCAUCCAGGAGCUUCUGGAAAAACAUAAGAAUACAGAAAGCAUGGUAGAAUUGCUUGAACUGUACCAAAUGGAAGAUGAAGCCUACAGCAGUCUUGCAGAAGCGACCACAGAGCUCUACCAGUACUUACUGCAACCAUUCCGAGAUAUGAGGGAACUUGCAAUGCUUAGAAGACAGCAGAUAAAGAUCUCGAUAGAGAAUGACUACCUAGGCCCCAGAAGAAUUGAGAGUCUGCAAAAAGAAGAUGCUGAUUGGCAGAAAAAAGCACACAUGGCUGUGCUUUCUAUUCAAGAUCUUACAGUCAAAUACUUUGAAAUAACAGCUAAAACACAAAAAGCUGUGUAUGAUAGAAUGCGAGCAGACCAGAAAAAAUUUGGUAAGGCAGCAUGGGCAGCAGCAGUGGAACGUAUGGAAAAACUUCAGUAUGCCGUUUCUAAGGAGACUUUGCAGUUGAUGCGUGCUAAAGAAAUCUGUUUGGAGCAGAAGAAACAUGCGCUGAAAGAGGAGAUGCAGAGCCUGAAAGGUGGCACAGAAGCCUUAGCCCAUUUGGACCACUUAGAAGCUGAUUACUAUGAUCUACAGCUUCAGUUAUAUGAAGUGCAGUUUGAGAUCUUGAAAUGUGAAGAGCUGCUUCUGACAGCGCAGCUUGAAAGCAUCAGAAGAUUGAUGUCAGAUUUAGAGCAGCAAUGCAAACCUUAUGUUUCCAGAACCAACCAUCCUACUAUACCUCAUGUACUUACAAACUAUGGAAACUGUACAGAGAAGAGAGAUGAAGUGGUGUAUUAUGACACUUAUGAAAGUAUGGAAGCCAUGCUUGAAAAAGAGGAUAUGGCAACAUCUGUACACUUGCAGAAAGAGGAGCUGCAAAAGUUACAACAAAAAAUCCGCCAGCUGGAAGCAAGGCGUGGACGUAUUUCAGCCAAGAAAGCCUACCUCAGAAAUAAGAAGGAGAUCUGUAUUGCAAAGCAUAAUGAGAAGAUCCAGCAGCGUCACCAGAGUGAGGAGGAGUAUAAAAUGCACCAUUCCGUUCAGCUAAAAAGAGACCAAUUGCAAGAUGAAGAGGAAAGAAAGAGCUCCUGGGUUAGUCAGGAGCGACAGAAAACCCUGGACAGACUUCGUACAUUUAAGCAGCGGUACCCUGGGCAAGUAAUUCUUAAAUCAACCAGACUACGGCUGGCUCACGCAAGAAGAAAAUGUGCAGCCAGCUCAGUGUCCGGUGUUGAGCAGCCUCAAUCUUUGCCAGCAACCAUACAAAUUCAAGAGAAGAGUGAAGAGGUGGAAUUGGAAAAAGCAGUUCAGCCUUUGCAAGUGCAGGAAUCCACAAGUGUGAAACAACUUCAAGAUGUCUCUUUGCCUCCCAAUGGUGUUACCUCUGAACUGCCCCAUGUUAGCACUUCUCCACUCACCAGUGACCAGCUUCAGCCAGAGACUUCUGCUGGAGUCCAGCUUCCACCCCCUUUGCCUCCACCACCUCCACCUCCUCCUCCACCUUUGCCAUCCAAGGAAGAUGCCACCAAAUCCGUAGAGAAAAGUGACAGCUUUGUUAAACGUCAGAGUGUGGAAAAGGGAGUCCAGCACUCCUCUGGUGUUCCACCCGCACAUCUGUUUGAUAGCAGUCAGCUAGUGAGUGCCAAGAAGAAGCUUAAGAAGACUGGUGAUCUAGAGGGUUUACAGAGGAGGAGAGUGAGUUCCCCAAUGGAUGAAGUGCUGGCUUCCUUGAAACGUGGCAGCUUUCACUUAAGAAAAGUUGAGCAGAGAAGUCUCCCUCCUUUUCCUGAUGAAGAUGAUAGUAAUAACAUCUUGGCGCAGAUCAGGAAAGGGGUGAAACUGAAGAAAGUACAGAAAGAUGUUUUGAGAGAAUCCUUUACAAUUCUGCCUGAUACUGACCCUCUGACAAGGAGCAUCCAUGAAGCAUUGCGAAGGAUUAAGGAAGCAUCACCUGAGUCAGAGGAUGAAGAGGAGAGUUUGCCUUGCACAGACUGGGAAAACUGACCUGUGCUUGACAGCCACCAACAUGAGAAAAGAAACCCCAGUUGAAGAUUACUUUUCUUCUGCAUUUCUGAGAAUUCAGAGCCAGCAGUUACGACCAUCAAUUCCACAAGAGGCUUUCUUUGGCAAAGAAAUAGUCUUUCUUUGGCAAACAACUCAGUACAUGGAAAAAAAUGGCCUGAAAUCUUAAUUUUAGGUCAUUUUUUUCUUUAUUUGUUCAAACAAAUUCUAGUUUGGGCAGAAAGCUGAGUUUAGAUGUGCAUUUUAUACUAUCAAGAAUGCCCAAUUCUUAAGCACUUUUUAUAUUUGCGUUAGUAAUGUAUGGCCAGUUAAGUGAGGGGAGCAUUUUGAGUUGGGAGACUACUUGCUGUUAAAGUAACUUUGGGUUUCCAAACCAGCUAUAAAAUGUCCCCUUCACUGCACUGAAUAUCUCAUGUGCUUGAAAAUUCAACUAAAUGGCUCCCUGCAGAGAUGCUCGCUGUGUAGCAGACUGAUAUUCCAGAAAGAGGAGAAUUCCUAGUUGCACUACAGUAGCUGAAAUUCAGUAACAUGCAACUAAGACUUUUUUUCUUCUUACCUUGAAUAAGCAUAUGUCAGUAUGAAAAGCAACAGUGACCACAGCACAAUGAGAAUUAAGAGUUGAAUUCAGUAAUAUUCAAGAAUGUGUUUGUUUCCGUCAUGAUACAUUUAGCAAGACAUACUGCAGCACCUUUUUAGAAGGUCAUUUGUAGUCUGACAUCUUUUUAAAGUAGACAUUUUCAUGCUUUUUUAAAAUAAUAUUUAGCUAUGCUGAACCAAGUUAGUUAUACUUUAUCAUUUGUUAUAAGAAGCAAUAUUUUGUAAUUUCAUACUUAAAAGUAUUUUUCUCUUUUGGUUUUAAAUGGCUUUUGAUUAGUCUAAGCAGCCUUCUUUGAAAAAGAUCAAAGCACUUAAGCAUACUGAUGAUUCAGUUGUGAAAAUCAUGCUUUUCUUGCUGGUUUUCAUUAUUCCUGUUAGUGGCUGCGACAGUGUUUGUAUUUCAUACCCAAAAGCCUAUUGGCUGAAAAAAAUUUCUUUUGAUUCUGACUGUUUUAUUUUUAAAGGAGAGUUACAACUUCCUCUGCAGUGCAUACUUAGGAGUAGUCCUAAACUUCAUGACUAAUGGCUGCAGGCAGCUACUCUUAAUGAUACCACAGUACCAAGAGGUAUGUCAAUACAGAGAUACAAGUAGCCUUGUACCACCUACAAACCUCGUGUGGUAUUAAAAAUCAGCCCAUUACAGUUCUAGGAAAGCUGAAUUUUCACUAGCAUUUUUUGUUUUUACUAGCGUGACAUACACUGUGUUUGAGAAAUACACAGUCCCUGUCCUUUGUGUUGUGUGGUCCAUUCACUGUUCUUCUUUUGACAGAUAAACUACUAUAUGGGGAUCUGGGUUCUUUUAAGUGGAGUUACUCAUUGCUGCUGUCGUGUAAUGGAACACGUACUGUGUUAACAUUUAAAACAGGGGAUUUCAUGUCUUGCCGUUUACUUACAGAGAGAGGAGCAGGAGAACUUACCUUAGCAAUAGGCUGUUUAACCUAAAGGAACCUCGCCUCUGGGACCCUUCAGUCUAUUGAAGAUGUUUUGCUGUGGCUGUCCAAAAAUUAAAGCUCUGUCAAACAUCUCGAAAGGAUUUUCUUAACCGUGUUGCCUUACUUAUAAAGUUAGUGAACAUAGAUUUUCAAAGCAACUGCGAGCAGUGUUACAGUAGAGUUGUAUCAGUUUAUCUGUAUUAGUUGCCAGGUCUCUAUUUUUCAGCUCUGUGAAACACCUGAUACUGGCUUUCCAUAGGCCUAAAACUACAUGAUGCUUUUUUCAUAAACUUACUCUCUGAAUUCUGAGUUACAUGGUAUGGUUGCAAGCUUUCUGAUGCUGUGUUCAUGCAGCAAUGGCAGCAGUUUCAAGGUUCAUCAUAAUCAUUUGAUACUGCCUAUACCAUAAGCUGUUUUGCUUUACAUUUGUUUGUACUUUCAGUCACACCAUACAUCAAAACCAAGGUAAUCAAAUAAAUUUUUGGCUGUAGCACAAAGCAGAACUAUGAUGUAGAAUGGUAAUUCACAUUAUACAUUUCAUCUGAAACAUAGUGCUAAAUUAACAGUGGUGAACAAGUAACUUUUAUGUCCAUUUUUUCCUAUUUUUCAGCCUGCGGUUUUAUUCCUUGGAGUAUGCAUAGAGAACACUAGCAAAAUUCCAAGCCGAGGAAAAAUAGUGUAAUCUUAAAGUAUGUGUGCAGUGGUUCCCUUGCACAACAUGUUUAUCUGCAGUUUACCACUGUGGUGUUAUCUAAAUAGCUCCAUGCUAUACUGUACUACAGUUUUCAGAUAACGUUUGCCAUGUGAUCUGUCAUCUUUGCCUUGAAAAAUGUGUGCAUGAUUGGUAAAAAUUACUCUCCUUAAUCUGUUUCAUAUUUAGCUGAAAUCUUAGAUUUCUGUAGUAGCUUAGUCUGAAUAGAAAUGGAGUUCUCAUAUGAGCAUGUAUUUUAUGGGCACACAAAAAGUAGUUACGCUGAGCAUAGCAGUAUAUUUAGUUCAAAACUGCCAUCUUCUGUGUGGAAAGUGAAUGGGGUUUUUUUCCACAGCCUGCUCAAAAAAAAAAAUCCUGAAUUUAAAUCUCCAUGAGUCACUAGAUGUCACAAUUUCACAUAAUUUUCACUACGAUAUAAAAAUUGUGCAUAUGUAGUGUACACAGGCUAGUGCAUAAAACUUAACAUCCUUUGUAAUGUGAAAUUUUCCAGUGGGCUACAGCAGAAAAUGGGGAAAGUUUAAGUAUAUUUAAAGAAACUUAUGGAAAUUAUGACAGUCCUGCAUUGAAGUCAGUUCCUCCACAGCUGAAAAAAAAGCUGUAAUGAUUGUGUUGGUUCUUGAGAAAUCUUGGCAAGCAUCACUAAGGAAAACCAUGUAAACAUGAGCAAGGAAAGAGAGCCUCCAUGAAAAGACCUGCCUAUUGAUAUUUUUCAUUUUAUUGUUGUGGCUGAGUUGUUCUGUUGCUAGUUAUUUAUCUUAAAUAGUUCGUCAGCUUUUGGGCUUUUUCCAUUUUUAGAAAUUUCUUUCUUUGUUCAAAUUAAGUGUUUUACUAUGGUGUAACUGAUCCAGUGAGGUAAAGAUUUGGAAUGCGUAACGUUUAUUGUACAAAUGCUUAUGUAAGGACUGAAAGAUCUUGUAUGAGUGGGAACAAGAAAUUAAAUGCUCAGUUUCUACUAAAAUAACCAAAAUGUUAGGUAAACAGCAAUAGUCUUUUAUUCAGAAAUGGAAUWUGUAUCAACAAGUAUUUCCUGUUCUCACUCACAGAGGUUCCAGAUCCUUUACAAUGACCAAUAGUCUUACUCACUUUACUGUAUUUCCAUGUUAGUUAUCUGUCUAGGGUAGAUGAAGGCUUUUUUAUUUUUCUCAAACUCACUUAAGUUUUGCUUCAUUUUUUUUUUAAACUCUGACAGUCUGCGUUCUACACCAGACACUUGUAAAAUAAAUUAGUAUGAUUAUAUAUUGUGCUCUUUUGUGACUGAAUUGGGGAUAGAACUCAACAUACUUCACUACAUUAUUUGUAAAGAAUCAUUUUGCGUAUAAGCACUAUAUUCUGUACUGUUUAAUAAUAAAGUAAUGAUAGGUGCAUUAUUGAACAUGCAACUUAUUGAGAAGAGGAGGCAGAAACAUUGGUUAAUGUUACCCUUAUUCCAUUUGUUGCACUUAAUUUCUAAGAGUGUAAUUUGUAAAUCAAGUUUGCUCAUGCGUGUGUUUUCAUUGUAAUGCUUAUGUAAUUAAAUUACCAGGAUAUAUUUCUGGUAAUGAUUCCAUAAGCAUGGACAGUAUGUUGUUAAUGUUUCGCACUACAGAAUUAAGAACAAGCAAAGCUUCUUGCAAAGAAAAGGAGUAACAGAAGCACCUUACUGGGAGAGCAUGUUGCAUGAUUCCAGUGCUCUUUGAGCUGACAGACAGUAGGUCAUUCUAAACUUGACUGCAAAUUGCUCUUUGGUGUAAUAAGCACAUCAACAUAUUGCUGUCAAUGCUGUCAACACAAUGGCUAUUUUUAACCUAUAAAUAUACUGUAAUUUAAGUUUUCCUACAAAGUGAAUUUAUAUUUAAUUGCUGCCUAAUACAUAAAUACUUAGAAUUUUUAGGAGGGUCGAGGGAG
This is a messenger RNA of Malurus melanocephalus (red-backed fairy wren), 7270 nucleotides long. RefSeq names its product junction mediating and regulatory protein, p53 cofactor (gene JMY). Gene Ontology annotation, molecular function: transcription coactivator activity; actin binding; Arp2/3 complex binding. The record is from RefSeq and is a predicted model, not a curated record. Lineage: Eukaryota; Metazoa; Chordata; Aves; Passeriformes; Maluridae. Gene Ontology annotation, cellular component: cytoplasm; nucleus. Bases 308 to 3127 code for a protein of 939 amino acids. The transcript is spliced from 12 exons. Gene Ontology annotation, biological process: positive regulation of apoptotic process; intrinsic apoptotic signaling pathway by p53 class mediator; 'de novo' actin filament nucleation.